UGUUGAUUCCUCUGCAAGGUGGUGCCGCAUUCUCUAGUCCUUUAUUCAUUUCUGAUCUAUUCGGGUCUGCCUGCAAAAGAUUUAUCAGAUCAAGGAACAUGAAUGGUGAAGAUAGCAGCACCAUCUAUGACACAGUCCAAAAAGAAAGGAUGUAUGAGGUUCCAGAAACGCCAGAAGAAAACGAAGUCCCUCUUUAUGAUAACAUCCAUGAAGGCCUGAGGUCAGAAGAUGAUGCAUAUGCCACUGAGCUGGAAAACCAUGAAUACGACUCUGUGUCAGUUGAUGUUGCUGAGGGUGAGGAGAACAGCUUGACCUCUUCCCAACCAGAAGCAGGAGACUACCUCCUGCCAGGUGACAUAUGUCCUGAGUCCCAGGAUCUUCAACAGGGUGAGCCACCAGUCUCCAGCGAAGACUGGAACAACUCAAUGGAAAAAUCACUCUCACCAGCCCAAGACCAGGAAGAAUUACACUCACCAGCCCAGGACCUGGAAGAAGUACCCUCACCAGCCCAGGACCGGGAAGAAGUACCCUCACCAGCCCAGGACCGGGAAGAAGUACCCUCACCAGCCCAGGACUGGGAAGAAGUACCCUCACCAGCCCAGGACUGGGAAGAAGUACCCUCACCAGCCCAGGAACCCCAGGAGGAUGGAGGCAUGAUGGAGAAAGGCCUGCCCUCUCCAACCUUCCCCACCCAGCAGAGUAGGGCCUUCUUUGCCAGCAGGGAUUCCUCCACCUGCCAUUCUGCUGCUGAUGGUUUGGAAGAAAGUGAAUCAACUUCCACAGACCCUGAGAUUAUCCUCUUUGUUAAGGCUGGAAUCGAUGGGGAAAGCAUUGGCAACUGUCCCUUCUCUCAGCGUCUCUUUAUGAUCCUGUGGCUGAAAGGAGUUGUGUUCAACGUCACCACUGUGGAUCUGAAAAGAAAGCCAGCCGACCUGCACAACCUGGCCCCUGGCACACAUCCGCCCUUCCUGACUUUCAACGGGGACGUGAAGACGGACGUCAAUAAGAUUGAGGAAUUCCUGGAGGAGACCUUGACUCCUGAAAAGUACCCCAAACUGGCUGCGAAACACCGGGAAUCCAACACGGCAGGCAUCGACAUCUUCUCCAAGUUCUCUGCCUACAUCAAAAACACAAAGCAGCAAAACAAUGCUGCCCUUGAGAAAGGCCUGACCAAGGCACUGAAGAAACUGGAUGACUACCUGAAUACCCCUCUUCCAGAGGAGAUCGACGCCAACACUUGCGGGGAUGAAGACAAGAGGUCCCGGCGCAAAUUCCUAGACGGGGACGAGCUGACCCUGGCCGACUGCAAUCUGUUGCCCAAACUCCAUGUGGUCAAGAUUGUGGCCAAGAAAUACCGCAACUACGAUUUCCCGGCUGAGAUGACAGGCCUGUGGCGGUACCUCAAGAACGCCUAUGCUCGGGAUGAGUUCACCAACACCUGUGCGGCAGACAAGGAGAUCGAGUCGGCCUACGCGGAUGUUGCCAAGCGCCUCAGCCGGUCCUGAGCUCGGCCACCUUGCCCCACCGCUCCAGCAGAAGGACUCCGCUUCUCCCAAAGGACUCCGGCCUCACACACUCCUCUUCCGCGUUGCCUCGGGGACACCCCUUUUUGUAGCCGGCCGCCUCUUGCUGGCCUCAUGGAAUCCCGGCCUGCUGUCUCUUAGGAAGGUCAGCGCCGACCCCAUCUGAUCGUGCAGGAAUCUGCAAGCAGAAAUGAUAGAAAUAGUCAAGCUCUCAACCUUUGGGCCGAGACUGGGUUCCGUGCAUCUGGGGUCAGUGUUGGAGAACCCACGUAAGGGACCGUCACUGCCCCCUCCGCCAAUAUCAGAACCUCUCCUCAGCUGCAUUAGGAAAACGUGCGACACUGUGCCCUCUUCCGCCCUCCUCUUUGUUGGGAACUCCACGGCCAAGGACAGAUGCCAUCGUAGUUCUUAGUAGAAACAGAUCCGCUGCGUUUGGGGGAGAUGGAGAGAGUGAACGGAGGACAGGCAGGCUGGGGAUUGGGCCCGUGACGGACACACCUGCAGUCCCUCACAGCGUCUUGACACCUGCCGUCCCACUGGGCGCUGAAGACCAGAUUGGAAAACCACUUCAGGUGUAGUCUCCGCUUGCCGCCGUGCUGAGGGCAUUGCGAUGCCCUCGUGUAUCUGGCUGACACCAGCCUCUGUUUUUACACUGUCCAGGCCUUUCGAGGAAGGGAAGUUGGCAUGCAGUUGCAAAGCAGAGUGACUGGGAAGGGCCAGAGGAGGAGCGUCAAUGCCAAAAGGACCACGGGGUCUACCAGCCAUGGAUUUUGCUUGCUUUAGGGGUAGUUGUUUUGGUGGAGAUUACGUUUGAUCCAUGAGUGAAUUUCAGUCUUGGAGAAAGCAGAUGGGGGGGGGGGCGGUUGGGUGAAGAAGUUCUUCAUGAGGCUCCAUGUUCCCUGGCAAUCUUUCAGAUAGGUCUUCUGUGAUCUCCCUAAGUCUUGAACUGCUGAUGUUAUAUAUCACUGCGAACCCUAUAACAAAAAAACCAAGAAUUGGCCAAACAUGACUUUCCAGGUCCUUCAAGUUGCUCCUGGAUGCGGGUCUUGGGUCUGCUAGCUGGGCGCUCCUGGCUGAGUCGGCUGCAGCCUCCAUCGGGUGAUGGGUCCAUUUGGGAGGUUGCAUGGUCAUGGAACACCUUAGGAAGAAAGUCCAUGGGCCUUUCUGACUGGGAAACCAUGUGGUUUGAACUUGAAGAAAAAUAGGUGCCCCAUCUGGGCUAAUUUUCCUGCCAUCUGACUCACCUGCCAGAUGAAAAAGGAUAUUUUUUAGUUGGUAUUUCUCUCCUUGGUCAUUCUCCUUGAGUGUCACCUCCUUCAAAGCUCACCUGGCUUGAGCCUGGGGACCCGGGCAGAGGAAACUCAGGAAAAUGAGCUAACCAUCGGCCCCCUAUCCUGGUGAACACCCUAUGAGAAAAGCCACCUGCCACAGGAUGAGGCUUCCAAGUGCUAGAAAGCCUUGGGACCUGGCUCGUUGCUCAGGAAGGGUGGCAGGACAGCAUGGGGCCUUUCCGUGAAGACAUCCGUGCAUCUUCAACCCGGCAGGCCCCAGACCCACCUGCCUCCAGGGAGCUCUGGAGAACAAAGGUGGCACACAGAUCUGAGCAUUGGGGAGGAAACAGGGGCCCCCUUAGCCCACUGAGGAAGAGGAAAUUUCUCAGUAGGACAUUUUAUUAGCCUGAGAGCUUUGCAAGGGCAGGAGGAGUCGAUUCAUUUCCACCCCUAAAGGAACCUUCCCUGGGACUCCCCGGGAACUUAGUCCCGAGACAUGUUUAAAAAGGAGAAUGCUGAGGAAAUGGCCCCUUUUACUCUACAGUAAAGCCCCAGACUGGUCUCUUGGGAGAUGAAGUCUUGAAUGAUCCCAGGGGACUUUGAAUUAGUGUAAAUCCUGUUGUCCCCAGAAACCCCUCCCUGAGUUGACCAACACAGGCAUGAUGACCUAAGAGGCAGUUUACUUUCCAGAGACCCACAGUGGUGCUGUUCUUGAAGCAGGUAGGUGUUAGCAUGGCCAGCGCGACAGAGAAAACAGGCCACCUGGGGAGGAUGGCUCCCCACAUGAGUUGUCGGAUACUAAUGACUGAUUUGAUUGUCAGAAUUCAGCGUUGGCGAGUCUUUAAAAACAAGCCAAACCAAAUCAACAUGGUUGUUUCUAGAUAUUCCUUCUGUGGCUGACUUAGUUUUACAUAAAUAUUAAGGCACGAGUUUGGGGGGGCAGUUACGUGAUCACUUAUAACCAUUUAACACAGGGGGCAGAGUUAUAGAUGGAAAGCACUUCUGAGUACUUGAUUCAGGAAUAUCUUUUUUCUUUCAACAGUAGAUUACUAUAUAAUACGACUAUUGACUGAGAGCUUUAAUGUCUUAUGACCAGAUUUAUUAGAAUAUUUUUAAGUAACAAUAAUAUUAUCUUCUGAUUAUUUUUUUCCAAAAGAGAUUUGCCUCCAGAUUCUUCAGCCUCCCUAAAGAAUCUUGGCCAUAACCUUGUUAUAUACAUGGCAAAUCAUCUUCCAACAUCCAUAUGGUGAGGUCCUUAGGUGUCUCCAGAACCAACUCAGGAAGUAUUCAAGGUUUGCAGUGUAGACUCCAUAGUUUUAAGAGGAGGUCACCCUUGUCACUGGUCUCGAAUGAAUACUGAUCCUUCAGAAAACAUUUCAUUGGCAUUUGAAAAGGUUUGGGAUGAGAUCCUAUUUUGUUUGGGAUUUAUUUUUCUUCUUUGGUUUCCGUGUCACUGUUUUAUUUGAUUUUUAUGGGAUAGCAUGGUGGGAGGCAGAGGCAGAAAGAAGAACCCAACUUAGAAUAACUAUGUAGAAUUUACCCAUCUGUCAGGCUGGGCUGCCUCUCAGGAUGGCCCAGAGAGAAGGUAUUGGAUAUGAUUUUAAUAACUUUAUAAGAUGGGCUGGAUAAUGGUUCCUUCUAUUGUGUGUCUUUGUCCCCUGAUAAGGGAAUUCAGAUGCCUGACAAUUCAGAAUCACAGGCUGUGAAAAGUGAAAAACACUUUUAUUUGGUCAAACAAUCUCGGACGGUUUCAGCUUCCCAGGAAAUGCCACUGUUUUUGGUGUUCACAUCCCCC
Acinonyx jubatus (cheetah) is the source of this 4589-nucleotide messenger RNA. RefSeq names its product chloride intracellular channel 5 (gene CLIC5). The transcript is spliced from 6 exons. The record is from RefSeq and is a predicted model, not a curated record. Bases 99 to 1505 code for a protein of 468 amino acids. NCBI's taxonomy places the organism in Eukaryota, Metazoa, Chordata, Mammalia, Carnivora, Felidae.